GAUGAGUUAAAGAUCAUGCCAUCCGGAGUCGGCUGCAUAAAGAUUAACACCAACCAAAAAGGGAAAUGCAUACCGAUGAUACUGUCGGAUGUCCUCUACAUCCCGGAGAUCAAAGUGAACCUGAUAUCAAUUUCCCAACUCCUUAAGCGCGGAUAUAAUAUCAAAUUCAGUAAGAAAGGCGCUGAAAUAUCCUACCACAAUAGCAGGUACUCUGCAAUCCCGAAGAAUGGUCUCUAUAUU
Eremomyces bilateralis CBS 781.70 is the source of this 240-nucleotide messenger RNA. RefSeq lists its product as uncharacterized. NCBI's taxonomy places the organism in Eukaryota, Fungi, Ascomycota, Dothideomycetes, Eremomycetales, Eremomycetaceae. The record is from RefSeq and is a predicted model, not a curated record. The transcript has a single exon. The annotation marks the transcript as partial.